AUGGCCAGAGCCUUGUAUGGCGUUUUCUUAGUUAUGUAUUUUACAUUAGCCUCUUCUGCUAUCCAAUCUCUGCAGCUUCGAAUGAUCCAUAGAGACUCAAUCUACUCUCCGCUCUAUCCAGGAAACCUUACCGCCGAAGAGCACAUGGAUCGUCUAUAUAACUACACAACUCUUCGAGCCAAAAUGAUCGAGUCGAGAAUGUCGUCCGCAGCCCUCGACUACAACACAACGCGCGUCCAACCUCGCGUAGAAUUUGUUCCCACCCUUUACGUUCUGGAGCUUGUGAUCGGCACACCGCGGCACGCGCGAGAGCACCGCAAAGCGCGAUACUUGAUGAUGGACACCUCUAGCGGCCUCGUCUGGCUACAAUGCCAACCGUGCAUCCACUGUUGGAGCCCUCCUGCCGUGGUUUUCGACCCAAGAAGCUCACAAAGUUUUGCCCCAGUACCAUGCAACCAUCCAUUAUGUGAUUUGAGAAUCCCACACCAGUUCCAGUGCAUCAAUCACCAGUGCCAUUACACUUACAUGUACGGACAUCCGUCAUUGACGAGGGGAGUUCUCGCGACAGAAACAUUCGGCUUUGCUUCCGACCGUGGCGGUUUCGAAUUUGUGCAUAACUUUGCCUUCGGUUGUAGCCACGACAGCCAAAAUUUCAACACUCUAGGCAGCGUUGUGUCAGGCAUUGCCGGAUUUAACCGAAAGAGAACGUCAUUUUUGAGCCAAAUGAAUCAAGGCCAAGCCAAUGAUAUCCAUAGCGAGAUCGAUUAUUUUGUAAGCCUUAUCGAUGUGAGCGUCGAAAACCGUCGUGUUGGGUUCCCGCCAGGUACCUUUAGGGUGCGGAUAGAGCAUGGCGUGUUAAAAGGCGGCUUCUUCAUCGAUUCUGGUUCAGCAUAUUCCAGUUUCAAUACCGGUGGACCUUAUGAGCGUGUCAAGAAUACCUUCGAAGAGUAUUUUCAUCGGUUCAGGUUAGCUCACUGUCACCAGCACGGAUUUGAGGUGUGUUAUAAGAUUCCGCGAGGGGGGUUUAAUGCAUAUCCCAGUAUGACGUUUCACUUUCAGAAUGGCAACGACUUCAUGGCGCCACCGGAAAAUGUGGUUGUGAUAGAUCAAAGGUGUUUUUGUGUCAUGAUAGGAAAAUCUCAGACAGUUAACACCUUGGGAGCUUAUCAACAACGGAAUUACCAAAUGUCAUUUGAUAUUCAGAGUAGGACUAUAUCGUACGCUCCUGCAGAUUGUACUAGAGAUGCUUAA
Ananas comosus (pineapple) is the source of this 1251-nucleotide messenger RNA. RefSeq names its product aspartic proteinase nepenthesin-2-like. Lineage: Eukaryota; Viridiplantae; Streptophyta; Magnoliopsida; Poales; Bromeliaceae. The transcript is spliced from 2 exons. The coding region runs from base 1 to 1251 and encodes 416 amino acids. Gene Ontology annotation, cellular component: extracellular region. The record is from RefSeq and is a predicted model, not a curated record.